Molecule: messenger RNA, 1040 nt
Organism: Leguminivora glycinivorella
Lineage: Eukaryota; Metazoa; Arthropoda; Insecta; Lepidoptera; Tortricidae
Exons: 2
Coding region: 1-702 (233 amino acids)
Source: RefSeq, a predicted model, not a curated record
AUGCUUAAUGAAUCUGGCCCCGAAGGACUCAUUUUUGUUGAUAAUGACGUACUGCUAGACACCAGCCGCCAAGAUCACAUACUGACACCAGUAACACCUGCGAAUCAGUCAGUAGUUACCGUUGACGUAACCCAGGAGACCAAGAGCCCCGUGUUGCCGACCCCGGCGUCAGGACAGUCCACCCCGGUACAGCCCGGCACUACUGAGCUGCCUGAGGCGCGCCGACUCCGACCUCGGCGAGGCCCUGCUGCGUCAGAAGAGGGUAAGCCCAGCACGAAAAGGCAAGCUGACAUCGCUCCAACUGCCCUCCUCCCCAGCGCGGCCCCUGCAGCAAAUCCUGGGCCAUCGACAUCAGCUCCAGCACAGCACACUGUUCCAGCUCCACUGACGUCCAGCACCUGCAGCCUGCGUGCGGCAGGACCCCGCGUGGUCAGCCUUCACGUAUACAAUCUCAGCGAGGCUACCACCACAGAGGAUGUCGUCCGCCACGUCCAGGAUCAGAUGGGCAUUGCGUCACCGGUUUGCCAACAGCUAGUGGUCACUCGUGGCAAUUACACGUCGUUCCGUCUAGACGUGCCAGCCAACAAGGUGAAAGCUGCUAGGGAUAAUGCCAAUUGGCCGACGGGGGUUGGCAUACGGUAUUUUAAUAUCGUACAGCCAAAAAACGCCAAUGUCCAACGCGCCAGUACUGUGAUGCGGUAACUACACAAUUUACUGUUAUUCACCAAAAUGUUCGAUCGAUUUGUAGUAAAACAUCGUUACUAGAACUAUUAUGUUAUGAUCAAAACCCAGACGUACUUGGAUUAAGUGAAAUUUGGUGCCGUAAUAAUGAUUUAAAAUGUGUUACGAUAAGUGGGUACACGCUCGCAAACAGCUACUGCCGCGCUCGCGCAGACGCGCACGGCGGGGUAGCUCUUUUCUUACGCGACGAUGUUCACUUUGUACCUCGCAACGACCUUCAUAGUAUUUGUGUCGAGUACCAUAUAGAAUUUACUGCUGUUGAAAUACCUUGUUACCAUUUGAUUAUUAUUGUAUUAUAU